This is a messenger RNA of Microdochium trichocladiopsis, 1334 nucleotides long. RefSeq lists its product as uncharacterized. The record is from RefSeq and is a predicted model, not a curated record. The transcript has a single exon. NCBI's taxonomy places the organism in Eukaryota, Fungi, Ascomycota, Sordariomycetes, Xylariales, Microdochiaceae. The annotation marks the transcript as partial.
CCAUACCUCACCACGGUCCCGCUGAACCGCGACGGCGGCAUAACGCACUGGAUCUUGACCACCAAUGAUAACAACGGCAACGACAACGACGCCGAUGCUGGCAGCGGCCGGAGCCGCCGGCCUCUGCUCUCGUCGUGCGAGUCGUACAAGAAGAUCGUCCUCGUCGCGGACCCCGGGAGCGGGCAGGUCAGGGAGGAGAUCGGCCACGGCAUAGGCAGCGUGUUCACGAGCACAGAGUACCGUGGACGGUCGUACGCCUCGCGUAUGCUGGGGGAGGUCGGCACCAAGCUGGCGAACUGGGAUCUUUCGCCGUCAUACAAGCCAGCCCCUGGCAGUGGCAGCGGCAGCAGCGGCAGCAAAAAGGCGAUUUGCUCGGCGCUCUGGAGCGACAUUGGCAAGAAGUUCUACGCCAAGAAGGGCUGGAUCCCGUUUGCCAGCCAGCAUGUCGAGUUUGCGGCCUGCAAGGGAGAGCAGCACGGGGCUGCGGCCAAGCUGCCCUCGACGCCCAUCACAUAUGCCAACCUUGCCAAGUUCUGCGCGAUCGACGAGGCCGCCGUGCGGAGCAAGCUGGUCAAGACCGCGGCCGCCACGGGCAAGACGGCCAUGGCGUUUGCCCCGUCUCACGACCAGAUGCUCUGGCACUUGUACAGGGACUCGUACAUUGCGUCGAUCGUGCUUCCCGACCGCGACCCAAGUCUCGCGGCGGAUGUAGAUGGCCAACCGGGGAACGCUACUGCCGCCACAAACGGCACGACUGCCAAAGGCCGCGAGAGUCCUGCGUCCUCCUCCUCCUCCUCAAGUCCCUCGCGGCAGCCACGCAGCGGCGCCGCGCUCCGCAGACACCCCGGCGCCCCGGAGGCGAACGAGGUCAAGGGCAUCGCCGUGGGGCCAGAGGGCCGCCGGGUAUGGGCGAUCUGGACGCGCAACUACGCCACGCCAGCUGGGCCGGACGCACCGCAGAAGAACACGCUGUACAUCCUGCGGCUCGUGGUCGAGAACGAGGACGAAAUUGGCAAGGACGGAGAUGGGGAGGCGGCGGCGACGACGACGGAAGCCUUCCGGGCCGUGAUCCGCGCCGCGCAGGCGUUUGCCGCGGAAUGGGGUUGCGCCCACGUGGACCUGUGGAAUCCGACGGGCGUGGUGGCGCGACUGCUGCGGGACAGCGGGCUCGAGCACGAAGUGGUCGAGAGGGAGGAGGCGAGUAUCCCGAGUCUGAUGUGGUAUGGCGAGGGAACGAGAACGGAAGACGUGGUGUGGGUGAACAACGAGAAGUACUGCUGGUGCUAGAUCGGUUCGGCUUUUGCUGUGGGACGGGUAGAUCAAAUUUCGCUUAU